Molecule: messenger RNA, 1810 nt
Organism: Aedes albopictus (Asian tiger mosquito)
Lineage: Eukaryota; Metazoa; Arthropoda; Insecta; Diptera; Culicidae
Gene: mtTFB2
Product: dimethyladenosine transferase 2, mitochondrial
Exons: 3
Coding region: 90-1619 (509 amino acids)
Biological process (GO): rRNA methylation; transcription initiation at mitochondrial promoter
Cellular component (GO): mitochondrial matrix
Molecular function (GO): rRNA (adenine-N6,N6-)-dimethyltransferase activity; mitochondrial transcription factor activity
Source: RefSeq, a predicted model, not a curated record
GUUGUUGUUUACAUUAUUCUCGAUUUAAAAGUUGUAUCAGCAGCAGUGCCUAGUUUUAUUCUCCAAAUUAAAUUUUAACAGUGAAAACCAUGUUCUCCAGACUUCCGUUAAGUGCAGCUCUCUUCAGUAGAAACCUACCCGCUCAAAUCAUCCGCAAAACGUUGGCCACGACCACCGCUGCUCCUAAGGCGACCCCAAAGGAACGGAAGAAAAAAGCUUCGAAAGACGAGCCCUCCAAGCAAUCAAUUCCAUCCGCCCGGCUAGGCCGGGAGCUGGAAGAGUACUUUGGACCUAAACAGUACGGCAAAAUUGUGGAUGUGGUGCCGUCGAGUCUCCUGAAACGCACGCAAACCACCGAUCGAUUCUAUGUGGCUUCGCCGGAACGAGCGAAAGAGAUUGCCAAGUUGCUAACGGAUGACCUAGAACCGGAUGGGCUGCUUGUGGAGGUCAAUCCCGGUAUGGGGCUGCUGACGAAGGAACUGCUAGAGAAAACGGACAAUCUGUUCCUGUACGAGGCGGAUGAACGGUUCGAACCGGAACUGAACAAGCUGGUGGUUCCGAAGCCGAAGGUGGAGCUAAGGUUCGUUGAUUUCAAUGGUUACUGGCGGCAUUGCUAUCAGGACAGUUUGGAUCAGGGCAGUCGGAUAGAUAAAUUGCUGGCAGGUUUACCUCGGCGAUCCCGUUGGAAAGAUGAGGAGGUCAAUUUCCGGCUGUUUUCCGUGAUUGGGUCGUUGAAUUUUUUCAAAUCGCUGAUCCACUCGGUGGCCACCCAGAAGGGAUUGUACGGACUGGGUCGGUGCGAAAUGAUACUGGCCGUUCCGCCGCUGUUCUUUGCGCACCUGACCUGUCGGAGCGAGUUUGGCUACAAACUUUACCGAAGCACCAGUGUCCUCUUCCAGAUAUUCUUCGAGCAUGAGUUUAUCGGGAAAAUUCCUCGCAAGGAUUUUCUACCGUGGCCAAAGAAUCCCAGCGCCAAGAGCCGCAUUCUGACUCAGUACAGACGGCUCGGAUUGGUCGAAAACGAUGAACUCUUUCUGAUGCGUGUGGUUCCCCGGAGGAAUCUGUUCGACCACUGCCUGCCGGAUAAUCUGAAGCUGCUAUCGUUCUUCGUUUCCCAGAACAUGGUCAGCCGAAAGAAUCGGAUCAUUCCGGCGUUGGAACGUUGGAUCCCGUUCUGUGGCGCCCGGCUGAUCCUGAAUCAGAACUACGUUGAUCCCUCCGCCGCCCCUUCAUCGCCAAAGAAGCACUCCGACUCGCCGUCGUUCCAAUACACAUCGAGCCCCCUGAGGGAGCGGGACUUCCCCGAACGGAUGACCAUUUUCACGGAGUUUGGCGAGUUGACGCCAUCGCAGAUUCUGACGCUCUUCAAUGAGUUUAUCAGUUGGCCCGAGUUCCAGCAGUCACCGUUUCUGCAGACCAUGGAGCAGCACUACAACAAGCACGUGUAUGGUGGUAGGCGGGAUUCGGCGGCUGCGGAGGCCACGGUAGCCACCAAGUCUGGAACCUCGCCGAAGGUGGUGAUAGAUGGUGAAGAAGCACUGGAAGACGAAGAGGAACAGCUGCUGGUGGAAGGGAGUGACGAAACGGAACCGGAAGGAACUUCGAGGAGCCGGACGUGAUAUGAGGUGAGUGUGAUGGGUUAAUGUUUACUGUAUAAAUGUCGCUUGUUAGGAGAAAAUGCAGAGGAAAGCCAUAGUCAGAUAAGGUGAAACGUCAGAGAAUACAAAUAUUGCUGCCACAAGGCGUCUCGUUUAAUUGUGAGAAAAUUCCGUUGGCAAAGUAAUCAAAUUGAUGCUAGCAGGGCACCAUU